AAAUGGUGAAAAUAACAAUCGAGCAAUCAAAUAUUCUUGAAACAAAGAUAAAUGAAUAUUUAAAAGAAAAAACAGGCUUUUCAUAUCUUCGUAUGGCAUAUGAGAAGACUAUGUGGCCAGCAAUCUUUAUAGCAAAGAAACAUUAUUUUGGGGUUGUACAUGAGUUAGAACCAAAUUUCACAUCACCUUCUUUAUACUUGAGAGGUGUGAAACUUGUAAAAAGAAACAUAUCAGAAUUUUACAAGAUAGUUGCUGAGGAAAUGAUUUGGUCAGCUCUUGGUUUUAACCAUGAGGACAAAUCCAUAAAGCAGGAAGAUAUAGAUCGUAAACAAUCAACAUUUCAAAUAAUCAACAAAUAUAUCUGUCAGAAAAAUAUAUCAUUAGAUUUGUUUGUAUUAACAGCAAAAUACGAUUCUUUAUACUCUCCAAUAUCGUUAAUUGAAUUUGGAAAGUUAUUCAAUCCUCAUUUACAUGACAAAGAAGAAUUAAAACGAAUACGAGAAAAACAAAAAAACUCUGAGACCCGAAAAGGAAAUCGAAUGGUGAUUGCAUUUGCUUCUAUGAUGCAACGUAAUAAAAAACCUUUAGAACCUGGUAGAUUCUAUUAUUAUAUUGUGUCUAAAGAAGGCCAAAAUAAUAAGAAUGUUGAUACCUGGCAAAAGAUGAUGUUAACUGAUGAAUUCAUUCCUGGAAAACAUAAGAUAGAUUUUAAUCAUUAUUUUUAUAGCUUACAAGAUAUAGUUUCAGGUUUAACAGGAUAUGAUGAAAAGCAAACUAUACAAUUAAUCCAAGAGUUAU
Molecule: messenger RNA, 798 nt
Organism: Racocetra fulgida
Lineage: Eukaryota; Fungi; Glomeromycota; Glomeromycetes; Diversisporales; Gigasporaceae
Source: the annotation of a GenBank genome assembly